Molecule: messenger RNA, 1967 nt
Organism: Epinephelus lanceolatus (giant grouper)
Lineage: Eukaryota; Metazoa; Chordata; Actinopteri; Perciformes; Serranidae
Biological process (GO): regulation of transcription by RNA polymerase II
Cellular component (GO): nucleus
Molecular function (GO): RNA polymerase II cis-regulatory region sequence-specific DNA binding; DNA-binding transcription factor activity, RNA polymerase II-specific
Source: RefSeq, a predicted model, not a curated record
GUCAGCCGAGAUCAGAAGCAGGACAUCAGAGUCCAUGAGAGAGGAGGAGCAGGAGGAGCAGGAGGAGCAGUAGAGGAGCGGAAUGGAGGAGGACAAGCAGAACCCGGAGCACCGGAGCAACAAGGUCCGGAGAAGACAAGCAGCAGGCUCGUCCUCUGAUAGCAGCGAUGUUGAGGAACAGAGAGGAAGAGAGGAACUUAUACGUCACCACCGUGACAAAUCCUUCACAACAUCUGGAUCUUUAAAAAUUCAUCAAAGAGUUCAAACUGGAGAGAAACCAUACAGCUGUGACCAAUGUGAGAAAACAUUUUUUCGCUGCAGUGCCCUCAAAGCCCAUCAACGCAUUCACAUUGAAGGGGAACUGUCCAGUUUUUUCCAAAGUGGGAAGGAUUUCACAGAGUCAGGGACCUCAAAAAAACGACACAUUGACACAGCAGAGAAGCUGUUUAGCUGUGAUCAAUGUGAGAAAGCUUUCACCACUCUACGUAGCUUAAAAAGUCACCACCGUGUUCACACAGGAGAGAAGUUGCACUGCUGUGACCAAUGUGGGAAAACUUUUUCGCAACGCACGUCCCUUGAAACUCACCAAAUAAUUCACACAGAAGAGAAACCGUACAGCUGUGAUCAGUGUGGCAAAGCUUUCACACGCUCAGGUCACUUGACAGCUCAUCAACGCAGUCACACAGGAGAGAAACCAUACGGGUGCGACCAAUGUGGGAAGAAGUUUUCUCAAAUCAGAACCUUAAUAUCUCAUAAAUAUAUUCACACCGGUGAGAAACCAUACAGGUGUGAUCAAUGUGGCAAAUCCUUUCCACAGUUAGGGGCCUUAAAAACCCACCAACGCAUUCACACCGGAGAGAAACCGUACAGCUGUGAUCAAUGUGGCAAAUCCUUUCCACAGUUAGGGGCCUUAAAAACCCACCAACGCAUUCACACCGGAGAGAAACCGUACAGCUGUGAUCAAUGUGGCAAAGCCUUUGUACAGUCAGCAACCUUAAAAAGCCACCAACGUAUUCACACAGGAGAGAAACCAUACAGCUGUGAUCAAUGUGGCAAAGCCUUUGCACUGUCAUGGGCCUUAAAAAGCCACCAGCGUAUUCACACAGGAGAGAAGCCGUACUGGUGUGACCAAUGUGGAAGAUUAUUUGCCUGGUGCACUCAAUUGAGAACCCACCAAUGCCGGCAUGCAGGAGAGAACCCGUACAGCUGUGACUAGUGUGAGAAAGCUGUUAUUGUACGGUAUGACCUAAAAAUCCAUCAACUUGUUCACACCAGAGAGAACCCGUCCUGAUGUGACCAAUGUUGGUAGUGACAUUUCUAGUGUAAUGUACUGAUUUACUGUAGUGUUUAUACUGUUCCUUAAGUUGACCUUCAAAGAUACGUGUUGAAGCAUUGUACUCUGUGCACUGACAAGUCAUACACUGGUUUAUUAUUUAAUGUAUUCCUAUGACACACACAUGCACUCAUUGAACACUUAAGCAUUGUGGUGGAGAAGUACCUAGAAUUAAUUGUGCAUAAUUUUGUAAAAAUAACAUGUUGAUGGGCUCAGAAACAUUGGUGGAAAGUUAGGGGAAUUCCAGCUUGUCCUGAUAUGACUCUGGUAAGAGGAGGCGGGCCUAGACUGCCCAGGAAACUAUUACGAGUGCAAGUAGAUAGGCUGGCUUUGAGGGAAGAACGGUGAAGCCAUGACACCGUUAUGUUCAGCCCAAGUGGGUAGGGUUAAAGAAAAAAGGUGACCAGGAAAUCAAACUUGGCAGAAUGGUUAGGUCCCAGACCCAGGCACGUCUGCACAUGGACGCACACGCACACAUGCACACAAACGAACAGACGCUCACUCACUCAGAUAGUAUAAAGGUUUUUGGAAGUUGUAUGAGCGGGGCUGUUUCUGCUGUGUCCGUUGUUUUCUAAGACCUGUAUUGUUGAGUUGUACUUUGCAAUUAAAGUAAUCUCGCUGGCUGUAACUUUUC